UAUCUGGAACGGUUGGAAAUAAGGCUGGAUCAAUUGAGACAGGAGAAUGCCCACCUGCGACAGGAAAAUAAUGAAUGGCGAAAUAAAUACGACAUUCUGGAGAAGUCUCUCGGUGAUCUUCAAGCUGAAUAUGCGAGCCUUUGUCGAGUAUCGCAGACGAGCUCAGGUGGAAGUAGUGGGGACUCUUCGAGCUCCUCCUCCUUGAAUCAAUCUUCGCUUCUUUCGCCUUCCGCUACCACAGCAGAACAUGGCGUUCUGCCAAAGUCUUCUAAACAACAAACGUCGGCACUACCACUCCAGCAAUCUCUUCUCUCCACCACUUCAUCUUCUCGUUUCUCUAAUGUCACAAGUAAAAUCUCUCUUCUGAGAAAAUCGCAACACCCGACAGAUCGUAUUGUCCUCCAGAAACCCAUCACUGGCAACACCGGUGGCGUUAGUCUCCUUGGGAGCGGCUCUCGUUUCCUUCCUGUUAUAGGUAGUAGCGGAAGCAACGUCACACUCUCUUGUGGAGUACGUAAGAAAGUCACCACAAGUCUCUUCAUCUUGGCCUGCCUUUUUGCCAUAAAUUGUUCUGUCAUUCCGUUCGGCCAAUUGAGUAGCCCCUCCAGUGUCGUUGCUAUAGCCUCUGAAUAUGACAACCCGAUACUGAAACCUUCUAUCACCAGUCGAGUUCUCUUCUCGGUUCCAGUGACGUCAGGUAAUCUCUCUGAAGCAACGGCAGCUGGUCAACAGGCAAGGAAGAAUUCGACCAAUAUAACACCAGUCAGUGAUAAACCUUCUGUUAAUGUCACAGCCGCUGUUGUCACGGAGAUCGGAAGAUGUCAUCCUGAUGAAGUCAUUGAUCUUAUGAAUCAGCAGGUGAGACCGUAA
Molecule: messenger RNA, 870 nt
Organism: Rodentolepis nana
Lineage: Eukaryota; Metazoa; Platyhelminthes; Cestoda; Cyclophyllidea; Hymenolepididae
Source: the annotation of a GenBank genome assembly